GUUACCAUCUUUUUCCUGUCUCUGUUGAAUUUUUUGGUUUUUUUUAAAGCCACCUCCUUUUGCAAGCUGUAAGCCUCUAAUUGAGCGAGAACGAGCUUUUUGGAACUUCCUUAAUUUCCCCCCUCCGCAGCUCUGAACUCAGAAGCACAAGCUUAUCCUUCUUUGCUUUUAGCAAAAUCCACGAACAAGUUUCGCCCUUCUAUCAUCUGAUAAUGUUGUUAAACUUUUAGCUGUUUCCCCCCCUCUCCCUCGUUUUUGAAUUUGUGACCCCUCAAGAUCAAACGAAACAGCAAAGUUAGGAAAACUCAACCAUGGCGCCGUCCUUUGAUUUAUGGGCAAAAGGCAGCCAUAAAGGAACCCCGGUGGUCGUCAAAAUGAAAAACCCAAACUGGUCAAUUGACGAGGUCGAGGGUCUAUCGGACGACGAUUUCCUCAUCGACAACACCCCAACCGGUGCUCGAGAAAAAGCGCGCAACAAAAACGCCAAGCAACUCACUUGGGUUCUCCUCUUAAAAGCCCACCGCGCUGCUGGUUCCUUAACCUCCAUUGCGUCCACAUUCGUCGCUCUCGGUUCAGUCAUCCGUGGCCGAGUCGCCUCCGGUCGAACCGACGCCGACAACAAUUCCUCUAACGAAAACAAAACCGUUAAAACCAGGUUAUAUAACUGCAUCAAAGUGUUCCUUUGGUUGUCUUUACUGUUACUCGGUUUCGAGAUUGCCGCGUACUUUAAAGGCUGGCAUUUUGGUGCCCCAAAGCUUCAAUUGCAGUACGUUUUUACUUCGCCGUAUGGUGUUAGAAACUUGUUCGAUUUGUUGUACUCUCGCUGGGUUCUGAUUCGGGUGGAGUAUCUCGCUCCCCCUCUUCAGUUCCUAGCUAAUGUCUGCAUUGUGCUCUUCCUUAUCCAAAGCUUGGAUAGGUUAAUCCUCUGUUUGGGUUGCUUUUGGAUCCGUUUCAAAAAAAUAAAGCCAAUUCCCAAACAAGGCGCUCUUGCAGAUCUUGAAUCUGGGGAAAAUGGUUUCUUCCCAAUGGUUCUCGUUCAGAUCCCUAUGUGUAACGAAAGAGAGGUUUACCAACAAUCGAUUGCUGCAGUUUGUAAUUUGGAGUGGCCGAAAUCGAAAAUUUUGAUUCAAGUUUUGGAUGAUUCCGACGAUCCAACAACUCAGCUACUUAUUAAAGACGAGGUGCAUAAAUGGCAACAAGAAGGUGCCAACAUUGUAUAUCGGCACCGAAUAAUCAGAGAUGGUUAUAAAGCUGGUAAUCUUAAGUCCGCCAUGGGUUGUAGUUAUGUUAAAGACUGUGAAUUUGUUGCCAUUUUCGAUGCUGAUUUCCAGCCUACCCCUGAUUUUCUCAUACGAACCGUUCCCCACUUUAAGGAUAAUGAGGAUGUAGGAUUGGUUCAGGCAAGGUGGUCAUUUGUGAAUAAGGAUGAAAAUUUACUAACAAGAUUGCAAAAUAUAAAUUUAGCCUUUCACUUUGAGGUAGAGCAACAAGUGAAUGGUGUUUUCAUUAAUUUCUUCGGGUUUAAUGGGACUGCCGGAGUUUGGAGGAUUAAGGCUUUGGAGGAUUCCGGUGGGUGGUUGGAAAGGACAACAGUCGAGGACAUGGAUAUAGCUGUCCGAGCUCAUCUUCAUGGAUGGAAAUUCGUUUUUCUCAAUGAUGUGGAGUGUCAGUGUGAGCUUCCUGAAUCCUAUGAAGCUUAUAGAAAACAACAGCACAGAUGGCAUUCUGGACCUAUGCAGUUAUUUCGGCUCUGUUUGCCGGAUAUUAUCCGUGCUAAGAUUAGUGUAUGGAAGAAAUUCAACUUGAUCUUUCUGUUCUUUCUGCUUCGAAAACUGGUGCUACCGUUUUAUUCGUUCACUCUAUUCUGCAUAAUUCUCCCAAUGACCAUGUUUGUCCCAGAGGCUGAGCUUCCAGCAUGGGUUGUCUGUUACAUCCCUGCUACAAUGUCGUUCCUCAACAUCCUUCCGGCACCGAAAUCCUUCCCAUUCAUUGUUCCUUACCUUCUUUUCGAGAAUACCAUGUCAGUGACGAAGUUCAAUGCUAUGAUAUCCGGUCUUUUCCAACUUGGCAGUGCAUAUGAGUGGGUUGUUACAAAAAAAUCGGGCCGAUCAUCGGAGGGUGAUCUUGUUUCCUUGGUCGAGAAAAAGCCAAAACACGAUCGUGUUGGAUCAGAACCCAAUCUCGAGGAAAUGAAAGCUGAUCUGGAGCAAGAAAAAGAACAAAAGGCCAAGAAAAAGAAGCAUAAUAGGAUAUAUAGGAAGGAACUGGCUCUCGCAUUCCUUCUUCUAACAGCUUCAGCUAGGAGCCUCCUGUCUGCACAGGGUAUCCAUUUCUAUUUCUUGCUGUUUCAAGGGAUAUCCUUCCUUCUGGUCGGUCUAGACUUGAUUGGUGAGCAGAUUAUGUGAAGGACAGAUUAGGGGCUUCUGUAGCAAGUCAUGGAUGAUAAAAAUCCGGGCAAAGCCGGUGGAUAUCGAAUCCACUUAUGACUGCAAAAUGAUCUUCUACUCUCUACAUUCCGACCACAAUUCCACCCACAGUAUAAAGAUAAAAUGGUGUUUGCAUGGACACCAGAAUAGCCUCCGUUUUGAACAUAGGCAUACUUGAAAUUUGUGAUACUGUUCAGUGUAUGUAGCAAGGUUUUCCCUCUCUUUUUUAUUCUUUUGGUUUUAUGCCGAUUCUUUUGUAAGGAGAAAAAAUUGUUGCUCAAACUUCAAAAAGGAAUUUAAUAAGUUACAGUUUCAAUUC
This is a messenger RNA of Hibiscus syriacus, 2745 nucleotides long. RefSeq names its product probable xyloglucan glycosyltransferase 12. Bases 312 to 2405 code for a protein of 697 amino acids. The record is from RefSeq and is a predicted model, not a curated record. Gene Ontology annotation, cellular component: Golgi apparatus. Gene Ontology annotation, molecular function: glycosyltransferase activity. The transcript has 5 exons. Lineage: Eukaryota; Viridiplantae; Streptophyta; Magnoliopsida; Malvales; Malvaceae.